Lactuca sativa (garden lettuce) is the source of this 2459-nucleotide messenger RNA. Its product is annotated as 65-kDa microtubule-associated protein 3. Lineage: Eukaryota; Viridiplantae; Streptophyta; Magnoliopsida; Asterales; Asteraceae. Gene Ontology annotation, biological process: microtubule cytoskeleton organization. The record is from RefSeq and is a predicted model, not a curated record. Gene Ontology annotation, cellular component: cytoplasm; spindle. Gene Ontology annotation, molecular function: microtubule binding.
CUCAGAAAACGGCUACUCUCUCUCUCUCUCUCUCUCUCUCACUCUUUCUCUUUCUCUUUCUCUCUCUCUCUCUCUCUAGCUUCCUUCUCAAAUUUGGGAUUUCGAUUUCUGUAAUUUUCUCAUAAGCAAUCAGAUUGUGUUCUUCGAUCUCUCCCUCCUUCUUCGAUAGAUUUCAUCAGUCGAUCCAGUUGCAAAGACCACAUUUGUUCAGUUAUCAGAAUGCCUACUCCAACAAAAGAUCCACUUUUGCAAGUGGAAACAACAUGUGGAUCGCUUCUAUAUGAACUUCAGAUUAUUUGGGAUGAAGUUGGCGAAAACGACACUGAAAGAGAUAAAAUGUUGCUAGAACUCGAACGUGAAUGUCUUGAAGUAUACAGACGAAAAGUUGAUUCAGCAAAUAAACGUCGAGCUCAAUUAAGACAAGCAAUCGCUGAUUCUGAAGCAGAAUUAGCAUCGAUUUGUUCCUCCAUGGGAGAAAGACCUGUUCAUAUUAGGCAGUCUGAUCAAACUCCUCGAAGCCUAAAGGAAGAACUAAGAGCCCUUCUUCCAGAACUUGAAGAAAUGAAAAAGAGAAAAUCCGAAAGAAGAAAUCAAUUUCUUGAAAUCUUGGAACAAAUACAAAAAAUACAAAUGGAGAUUUACACAACUUCUUCAAACACAAUCUUGGAUGAAACUGAUCUCUCUUUAAGAAACCUUCAAGAACUUCAAACUAAGCUGCAAACACUUCAAAAGGAGAAGAGUGAUCGUUUGAAGCAAGUUCUAGACCACAUGAGUUCCUUGAAUUCACUCUGUUUGGUGUUAGGAAUGGAUUUUAAUCAAACAAUGCAAGAAAUUCAUCCUACUUUAUCUGAAGGGGCAAAUAUGUCAAAAAGCAUAAGUAACGAGACAAUUUCAAAGCUAGCAAAUUCCAUACAAAGACUUCGAGAGAUUAAAAUAGAAAGAAAGCAAAAAAUUCAAGAUCUUGCAACAUCUUUAAUAGAGCUAUGGACAUUAAUGGAUACUCCUAUUGAAGAACAACAAAUGUUUCAAAGUGUUACAUGUAACAUAGCUGCUUCUGAAGAGGAGAUAACAGAGCCCAAUUUGCUUUCAGUGGAUUUCAUUAAUUAUGUUGAUGCUGAGGUGUCAAGGUUAGAGGAGUUGAAGUCUAGUAAAAUGAAAGAACUUGUUAUGAAGAAAAGAACAGAAUUAGAAGAUAUUUGUAGAAAGACACAUUUGAUUACAGAAUCUGAUACUUCAUUAGAAAUUGCCAUCGAAGCUAUUGAAUCUGGAGUUGUGGAUGCUAGUAGUGUUCUUGAACAAAUUGAGAUUUUAAUUGGGAAAGUGAAAGAAGAAGCUUUUAGUCGAAAAGAAAUUCUUGAAAAAGUUGAGAAAUGGAUGACUGCUUGUGCAGAGGAAUGUUGGCUUGAAGAGUAUAACAGGGAUGAUAAUAGAUAUAAUGCUGGAAGAGGUGCUCAUCUUACACUUAAACGUGCAGAAAAAGCACGUGCAUUGGUUAAUAAACUUCCAGGAAUUGUGGAAGCUUUAGCUAUGAAGACGGUAGCAUGGGAGAAUGAGAGAGGUGUUGAAUUUACUUAUGAUGGGGUUCGGCUUCUUUCCAUGUUGGAGGAUUAUAAGAUCUUAAGACAAGAAAAAGAGGAAGAAAGAAAAAGACAAAGGGAUCAGAAGAAACUUCAGGGACAAUUAAUAGCAGAACAAGAAGCACUUUUUGGAUCAAAACCAAGUCCAAUGAAGCAACAAAGUGCUACUAAAAAAGGGGCAAGAUUGUCAUUUGGCAAUUCAAAUACUACAAGCAACAGAAGAUUAUCAUUAGGUCAUGCAACUCCUAAACCGGAUAUCAAUUCCAAAACUACCCCUACUACUUCCCGUCCUACCAAAAAAAUCGAUGGAUUCCGCAAGCCUUUUUCUCCCAUUUCUUCCAAAACUACCCCUAAUGUCACAACAGAAGCUGAGAAAAAACACGACAUGCAACAAAAAACAUUUCAAAAUAACAAUAACAAUAUGUCGCCAUUUACUACCCCUACUAAAACUACGAUAUUUGGUUUAGAGGAUGAAAAUACAAAUAGAACUCCAAAAACAAAUUUAAUUCCGAUUUUACCCUCCACCCCAUAUACUACGGGUUCUAUUGCGAUGCAAACAGCUGUUACACCUGCCCCUGUUUUGAUAAAAGAGAUUGUUCCUGAAGAGGUUAUUGAGUAUUCCUUUGAAGAAAGAAGAGCUGGUUUUGUGGUUCCUAAAACACAUUUGAAGACAUGAUAUGAUGGAAUUUUUUUUUUUUUUUUUUGGGUUUUUUAAUCUUGUUUUUUUGAAAGUCAAAUUGCAAUUGGCUUGUAAUAUGAAUUGAAUUCGUAUGUUGCUCUUUUGGGUAUGUUAUUAUAAAAAUUGUUUGUUUCGUUUAUAAAUAAGUUGUAAUUUUUUUUUUCUAUCACAAUAAUAUUCAAAUUGUUUUUUUUGGUUUUUAA